AUGUCCUUCAACCUCUUCGCCGUCUGCACCGGUAGGGCCAGUCACUUCAUCGUCAACUCAGCGAUCAAUCCGCUCAGGUCGGUCCGGCUUACCGUUCGCCAAUUCAGCGUAACGAUCAAUCGAGCCUCUCACAUUGGCUCAAAGCCUAUCGACAUCCCACCGGAAGUUACCCUUUCAUUCUCAUAUCCCCUGCGUCCCCGAACGUCAAACUCGGCUAUCCCUUAUGGCUACCCGCAAGUUUCUGUGAAGGGGAAACUCGGGAAAUUGGAUAUCGAUGUCCUUCCGUUUGUCACAUUCACUUUCGAAAGUCCAACGACCAGUCGAGUCCUCGGAGCCGAUCUCGAACCCACCCCGCUCGCCUCACCCAGAAAAUUUGUUUCAGAAGCACCUCCACAAGUUCCACAGGAUGUGAUCUCUGGCCCGGGCCUCUUGAAGGUCGCCGUCGAGGAUGCAGCGGCGAAGAAACAGCGCGGGAUUUGGGGCUUGACUCGGGCACUCAUGGCGAACGCCGUCCAUGGAGUCACUGAGGCCUUUACAUCAUCCCUCGAACUAGUUGGCGUCGGAUAUCGAGCAUCUCUCGAAGAUAUUCCUCCGCACCCCAACGAACCAGCUGACUCUCAACCGAAACGACAGCGGCUCAACCUUCGAGUGGGCUACUCUCAUCCGGUACUCAUCAACUUGCCGGACUCGGAUACAUUCCUCUCUUGCGAAGUACCUUCGCCGAAUAGGAUUCUACUCAAAGGCAUCGACAAGCAAGAACUUGGAUUACUAGGUGCAGGAAUACGGAAAUGGAGACCUCCAGAGCCCUACAACGGUAAAGGUAUCUAUUUGAAUCAAGAAGUGAUUAAGAGGAAGGAAGUCAAAAAGAAAUAG
Molecule: messenger RNA, 873 nt
Organism: Puccinia triticina
Lineage: Eukaryota; Fungi; Basidiomycota; Pucciniomycetes; Pucciniales; Pucciniaceae
Exons: 2
Coding region: 1-873 (290 amino acids)
Biological process (GO): translation
Cellular component (GO): ribosome; mitochondrial large ribosomal subunit
Molecular function (GO): structural constituent of ribosome; rRNA binding
Source: RefSeq, a predicted model, not a curated record